Messenger RNA from Homalodisca vitripennis (glassy-winged sharpshooter), 503 nucleotides. Its product is annotated as HIG1 domain family member 2A, mitochondrial. Lineage: Eukaryota; Metazoa; Arthropoda; Insecta; Hemiptera; Cicadellidae. Bases 98 to 409 code for a protein of 103 amino acids. Gene Ontology annotation, biological process: mitochondrial respirasome assembly. The transcript has 2 exons. Gene Ontology annotation, cellular component: mitochondrion. The record is from RefSeq and is a predicted model, not a curated record.
UCAGCUCAGCCAGCUGGUCUCCUUCAUUGUGUCAAACAGAAAACAUUCAAUGGGGGUUUACAAAUUUUAAGUUAAAUUUUGAAUUGGUUAAGUUAAGAUGGAUAAACCGUCUGAUGAUGACAACUUUGAGUUUAAUUGGAUUCAAAUGCGGAAAGAGGUUGGACUUACAGAUUUAACAGUUUUUAAUGAAGAAACUGGAACAGAAAAGUUUGUUAGGAAGGUAAAAGAAAACCCUUUAGUUCCAGCAGGAGCCUUAUUGACUACGCUUUGUCUGUCCCUGGGGUUGUUGAGUAUGCGGAAAGGACAAACUCAAAUGUCUCAGCUAAUGAUGCGAGGAAGAGUUGCCGCUCAGGGUUUCACGAUCGUGGCUCUCGUCACUGGGCUUUGUCUUAAGGCAGCAUCAGACUAGUUAUUAGCUCAUAACAAUUAUUGUCAUGUAUAUAGCAAUACUUUGACCAGAAAUGUACGUAAUUAUAUUAAAAAUAUAUCUUGUUUUCAUUUGA